ACAUCCACCACCCCUCCUGUCCUGUUUGACUUGCCCUUGUCUUUUCACCUUCCCCUCCACUCUACCUAAGCUUUUGCUGUCUGUCAAGUCCCUUUCCCAAAGGUGUUGGUUCUCCAGUUGUUCGCAACCGCAACAACGUCGUCCCUGUCAGAAUUACGACGGAACUCUCUUCUCGUCUAGACAACAUUGAAGAAACUCGAAAAGCACAAAUUCCUCUUCUUGAGCAACCACUAUAGUCGAGAUCCAAGAGCCAGACAGGCGGAUAAAGAAGCUACCCCCGGUGAGACGCUGCCGACACGUACGAGUGGUCACUUCUCCAUCUUGGCUGGGUUGCGCUGCAUCGGGUUUCCUGGAAUCCCGACGAGUCAGGCCGAGUGACUGUGAGACCCGCGCCCGUUUCCGCUGCUGGACCACCCUGCCUUUCUACCCUCACCAAACGGAUUCAUACCAUACUACUACAGAAGUCCUUGACGUCCAAUUUCGUACUUCUUUCUCUUGGCCCGCUGUCGCCGACGCCGUCCUGCGACUACGCCUCAUUGCCUUACAUUACAAUACCAGACUACAUACUCUGUACCGGCAGGGCUGCCAGCACACAUACUCUCUGUCACACACACUCUCACUCUCAUUCUCACCUCACACACCUCUCUCAACAGUCUCUUAAGCCCUUGUCGUUCCUCUCUUCGCAUUCCGCCGCCGCGUCCCGCACCGCCGCCGCCCUCACCCCCAAACUCCACGCCCAAUUCACACUUCACACACUCACAUCUUACGCCCCAGCCCUGCCACAUCCAUCCCACCAAAAGUCGCAACUCAUAUCCCGCCAGGAACGAGUUGGGUGAGCAAAAAGCGAAGCCAGGGGUUAAAGGAGCCAAUAUCCAUAUCUACCGCCAGGCAUCCUCCUCUCCCGCAUCACCGCUGCACACGCGUCUUUUCAAACAAGGCGCCCUGGUUUCCAACCCAACCUACCUUGUCUUGUCUCGACCCUGGGCCAGGCCUCCCGUCCGCUCGUCCCGGACCAGCCCACGAUCAACCCUCCCCACGUACGGGUUUGGCUUGAAAGACUCACAGACACCCUCCCCUCCCCCUCCCACCUUUCUUUCGCCGUACCGCACGCCCGGGGAAGCAUAACGAUUCAAAGUCGUUGUCUCUAGCGCCCAUCUCCGCCCUGGUUGGUCAUCGACAACGCCUGGAACCACCCAAGCGACUCAAGUAAACCCGGGAUUCCACUUUCUGCCAAUUUCUAAGCCAAAAACUUUACCUUUGGCAUUACGGCAGAUCACAGCACGCGCCCGCCUUGUGUGAACCUCGCCAAAGAGAGGGGUGGGCUUCCUUCAUCCCACUUUAGGGUCGCGUCUAGGUCCGUUUGCAUUUAUUACCCCUCGGGUCUCAGCUCGUCGCCACAUCUUUAUUUUCUCAUCUCUCUAUUACUACGGAUACACUAGAACGGAUCCCCCUUGCAACUUUCUCACCGACGGACUCCGCCCACCAGGGAAUCAUCCAUAAGGGCCUCGCGCCCACGCGUGUUAAAGACUUGGUUGGGUCUUGUUGCCCCCCGUUCAUGGACGACGCCGUCCUGUUUCACACUCUUCCCGUGGCAACUACUGCAUAACCGCGAGGCUCUUCAGCCUCAGCCCUACCUACCAAUGAGUACCAACUCCAGUCAACACAAGAGCCAGAGGGUUCUGGCCUGUGUUCUUUGCCAACAUCGCAAGAUCAAAUGCGACCGCAACACCCCCUGCUCUAACUGUAUAAAGGCCAACGUCACAUGUACACCUUCAACACCAGCUCCCGCACGCAAGCGCAGGAGGCCGAACCAGGACUUACAAGAAAGACUCGCUAGAUGCGAGGCUCUACUAAAACAGUAUGCCACGACAGGUAGCGAUACGACGCCUCCCGGGACGGCGGCGACGCUUUCACCCACCACGUUUGCUACGCCUUCUUCGGCUGGGCCAUCGCCGAGUAUGCCACAGCUGCCACUGCCCUCGGGGUCCGCUUCAGUAUCCGAGGACACUUCUCCACCCACGACAUCCUGGAAGCCGGCGGGCAAAGUCGUAGUUGAAGACGGCAGCGUCCGCUUCAUGGACAGUUAUGUGUGGGCAACAGUGCAUGACCAGUUGACCGCAAUGCGACAAAUUAUCGAAGCCGAGGAAGAGGAACAGAGUGUUUUAGGAUCCGACGCCGUAACCCCCGACGACAACGUAGAUCUACUUCUAAACGAUAUCGCCGCGAUCGACCUGGAGGACGUUACUCCGUCUCCCGUUCAAAUAUUCAGACUUUGGCAGGUGUUUUUGGAAAGGGUCAACCCAAUCACCAAACUCAUUCACGUACCCAGUCUGCAGCCCUUGGUCGUGGAAGCGGCUGCGAACCACUCCAAUGUCGCGAACAAUGCCCAGGCUCUGCUAUUUGCCAUCUACCUCGUCGCAUCUCUCACCAUGACCGAAUCAGAAGCCAGACAGAUGCUGGAUAUGUCAAAAGAGGAGGCGCUCAAGAAGUUCACUGCUGGCGUCAAGGCGGCAUUGACCAAGGUCAAUUUCCUCAAGAACCAUGACUUGAUGACGCUGCAAGCUUUGAUACUCUAUCUGGUAUCUCUUCAGGGGCGAUACAACCGUCAUGCGGCCUGGGUGCUCAGUGGUGUGCUGAUUCGUAUUGCGCAAAAGAUGGGACUUCACAGGGACGGAGAGCUGCUUAACCUCACUCCAUACGAGACGGAAAUGCGACGACGACUGUGGUGGCAGAUCAUUAUGUUGGACACGAAAUAUGCCAUGGUAUCGGGAUUCUGCGACACGCUGCUGCCAUGGAAUUGGGACACGAACACGCCGCAAAACGUAAACGAUGCCGACCUCUUCCCCGGAUCGACCGAGCCCGUUCAGCCUCGUGAAGGCCCGACAGAAAUGGCCUUCUGCCUGCUCUUGUACGAAGUUGGUCGAUUCAUUGUCGAAAACCGCAUCCCCGAUUUCGAAGCCGUCGUUCUCGGUGCCAUGGAAAACGACAGCCAGGAUUCUCAAAUAGCGACCCAGACUUCGCUUGCCAAGUACCGGGCACUGGUCGACAACCUCGAUGCGAAACUUGUAGCCCUCGAAAAGCGAUAUUGCGACCCCCUGGCUGGCAACAUUCACAUCGUGGCGACCAAGAUCCGAUCCAUGGUUACUGACAAGAUGCGAGCCAUGAUGAUCCCCAUGCGUGAAUUGCCCGAAUUCGGCACCGAGAUCUUCAACGUUCAGGACAACAUGUUCCGGAUAUCGCUCAUGCACCACGAGCACAACGUCGAGUUGUACGACUUUAUGGAGAACACCGGUUUUGUGUGGUUCUUCAAGCUCCACUUCCAAAUCGACGUCUUCAUCGUCAUGGCCGGACAACUAUACAAGAGACCGACGGGCAAAUUGGCUGAUCGCGCGUGGAAGGUGGUGGACAGGAUAUAUCAGUACCACGAGGAGCUGUGGGACAUGUCCAAGAAGGAGAACACCCAGCUGGGCGUGUACAUGCUCAAGGCCUGGAGGGCACGCGAGCGCGCGCUAGUCCAACUUGGCUUGCCUUACGACACGCCCGUUGCCAUCCCGCGACUGCAGGACACCGUGCCCCAGACGAGCUCAGAGGCGUCGUCCUGCGGGCCUUCGCCGGCACAGACGAUGAAGAUGGAAAUCCCUCCGCGGAACGACCAGCCCAUGGACCAAUUCCUCGGCAACUUCCUCGACACCACAAACUUUUACGAUUUGGACAUGUGGGCGGAUUUGGGUGUUCCCAACGGCAACAUGAACCAGCAGUCUUCGUCAAACAUGUUUGGGCAAUUUGGGAAUUUCGGUGUGCCACCAACAAAUAGAGGAUGGUGAACAUCCGGCAGGGCAUUUAUUGGGAUUUCUCACGUCAUGCUAGCUCCGGUGCCUGGGUAGAAAAUGGGAAAGAAAGGGAGUGCGUAGGGACCCGGGGCAUCUGCAAAUCAAUCUCUCGUUGAAAGUAGAAAGGAGACCGGGGGUUAUUCACUUUGGGGGCAUUCUUUGGAAUUUGGAUUUGUCUUUUGGUGUUUAGGAUUUUACAAAGAGACAACUCUCCCACCUCUGUAACGAUAGUACCAUGAGAUGACGAAGCUACCUAAUGGUAAAUAGACGGGAGUCUAU
This is a messenger RNA of Colletotrichum scovillei, 4109 nucleotides long. Its product is annotated as fungal specific transcription factor domain-containing protein. The transcript is spliced from 4 exons. The coding region runs from base 1641 to 3824 and encodes 727 amino acids. Gene Ontology annotation, biological process: DNA-templated transcription; regulation of DNA-templated transcription. The record is from RefSeq and is a predicted model, not a curated record. Gene Ontology annotation, molecular function: zinc ion binding; DNA-binding transcription factor activity, RNA polymerase II-specific; DNA binding. Lineage: Eukaryota; Fungi; Ascomycota; Sordariomycetes; Glomerellales; Glomerellaceae.